This is a messenger RNA of Staurois parvus, 474 nucleotides long. NCBI's taxonomy places the organism in Eukaryota, Metazoa, Chordata, Amphibia, Anura, Ranidae. The record is from the annotation of a GenBank genome assembly.
UCCGGGGAGAGCGGAGGAUAUAGUGAUCCUGGCGGGGUCCAGAUUGAGAGCAGUAUAUAGUGAAUGCGGGGUCCGGGGAGACCAGAUAUAGUGAAUGCGGGGUCCGGGGAGAGCGGAUGUAGUGAAUGCGGGGUCCGGGUGAGAGCGGAUAUAGUGAAUAUGCGGGGUCCGGGGAGAGCGGAUAUAGUGAAUGCUGGUGGUCCGGGGAGAGCGGAUAUAGUGAAUGCGGGGUCUGGGGAGAGCGGAUAUUAGUGAAUGCAGGGUCUGGGGAGACGGAUAUAGUGAAUGCGGGGUCCGGGAGAGAGCGGAACAUAGUGAAUGCGGGGUCCGGGGGAGAGCGGAUAUAGUGAAUGCGGGGAUCCGGGGAGAGCGGAGAUAUAGUGAAUGCCGGGGAAGGUCUGGGGGGAGAGCGGAUAUAGUGAAUGAGGGGUUCCGGGGAGAGCGGAUAUAGUGAAUGCGGGGUUUCCAGGGAGA